This is a messenger RNA of Chilo suppressalis (striped riceborer), 1265 nucleotides long. NCBI's taxonomy places the organism in Eukaryota, Metazoa, Arthropoda, Insecta, Lepidoptera, Crambidae. The record is from the annotation of a GenBank genome assembly.
UAAUAGUGAAGUGAUUCUAAAGAAAAACAUAUUAUAAUUUCUUUAUAUUAUUAAAAUAAUAUGUGUCAUCGAUCAAAGUUUCUUUUAUUGUGUUGUUCAUGUAUCAUGCCAUUUAAAAAACAGAUUUUAUUUAUUCGUAGAUGUACGUAGGUAGUUCUAAUAAUAAAGUUUUGUAAAAAGAUAAGGCAAAUGUGUAAAAGGAGCAUGGCAACCCAAAUAGCGAAUGAAGGAAUUUGAAGAAAUAGAAAGAAGUCAAGUCGCUAAUUUAUGUUAGACGGCGUCUUUAAUUUUGUAUCACAAAAUCAUAACUUUUGGUAUAAUUUCGAAGAUUAAACGGUGUCUUGGUUAAUUUAGGAUAGUUAGUACGUGUUAAAAGUAACCAAUAUGGGCGAUCAACAGUUCUUCUUGAAAUGGAACGAUUUUCAAACGAAUAUGGUCACAUCUUUUAGGCAUUUGAGGGACGAAAAAAGCUUUACAGAUGAGAACCCAUCGAAGCACCCCAUAAUAAUCCUGAAGGACGUGUCGUACCUGCACCUGCAGGCGAUCCUGGAGUUCAUGUACGCGGGCGAGGUCAACGUGAAGGGCUUGGCCGAGCCGCCACCACAGAUGCCCAGCAUUAAAAGGGAAGGCUAACCCCACAGUGAAUGAGGUUAUCUAAAGACUCUAGUGACUACUGAAACACCAAUGUAACAUACUGACUGCAACUACACUGUUCACCGUUCACUUGAAGCUCGGAGGCACUUUAUGUGACAAACACAAAAAAUUUUUUUUUGUUUUCACACAUUAUUAGUUAAUUAUGUAAACCCAAAGCAACUUAUAAUAAUUAUACCACACAAGUUUAUUCUUAUUUUUAUAUAGAUUUAUAAAAGAAUCGAUUUUUCGGGCUACAAGUUGCCUCCGGUCUUCUAAAAAGAAUCUCUUAACAAAGAUCAAGAUAAAUAUUUUACAAUUGGACAGACAAGAUCGGUCGCAUUGUGGACGCAGUAUUCACGCGUCUGAAACGAAUAAACAACACUUGUUAUAGAACAUUAUAUAAUAUAACUAUGCUGUAAACUAUCACAAUUAUUGCCUUGGUGAAUCGCAAAUCUGUGUUUUUAUUACUUUGUGUUAUUUUUCCAUGUGAAAAACACGGUUUUUCCCAAGUGUCUCGUAUACGGACGACAAAAGAAAUGUUUCUCUAAUAAUAAUUCCAAACACUCGAUUUAAUAUGAAAAUGGUGUCGAUUCUGGCAGGAUUCUCUUAACUUAAAACUAAAUUUAACAUCA